AUGGUAGUUGCUUUAACAACUGGAGGACUUCUGCUCUCUUUUAAGAGGGACGAAAGUAAUCAGGAACAGAUGCCGCCACCAAGGAAAAGAAGACGUCGCGAACCUGCACGCAAAAUUGACGAAGUGACAUCUUUUACUGAAGAGGAGGUCCAAGCCUGGGCAAACGAUUUCGAAGCACUGUUGAAGAAACGUCGCCAGCGGAAAAAGAAAACUGGGCCCAUUCCUGAUGAACUUGCCACUCCUCUCAUGAUGGCGCCGGGCUCUAUGCUUUCGAAAUUGCAAAAAGCUGCGCAGAAAAUCAAUGGGAGAAUCGACGAGAGCACAGAAGCUGAACCAGUGCACCCUCCAACACCAACACGGCGCCCGCUUCAACCCGUGCAAGAUGCGCUGGGAUCGCCAGCAGCUGGUGUUGGGACACCGAUCGGCCGAUCAAGCAGCGAGGAACGAAUCGAGCAAGUUCGACGGGCCACCACUUCAAGCUCGCGUUUAGUUAGCACAGUGAGUUUUCCAGAUGUUCGGAUUAUUUGUUUGUACUAA
This is a messenger RNA of Gongylonema pulchrum, 537 nucleotides long. NCBI's taxonomy places the organism in Eukaryota, Metazoa, Nematoda, Chromadorea, Rhabditida, Gongylonematidae. The record is from the annotation of a GenBank genome assembly.